GGCGUGCUAUCUGCAUGGAAUAAAUUGUUGAUUUUCGUUGUAAUAUAAGUCUGGCUAAAUCAUCAUAUUACUCUCUUCAAAAAGACUAGUUCCUGAACUUUUGGUCCAUUAUUUUCUUGUGUGGGCAAAAGAAUGAAUAAAGGCCUUAGUUAAGCUAUCUGAAUUGUCCAGUAACUUUGUAUUUACCAUAUUGUUGACAAUCUUGAACUAAUAGCCUAAUAUAACACUUUCUGUUUGUAAUCUGCAUUUAAAACUUGCUGCAAGGAGUAAUGGUGAAACUGAUAGGAGCUAGCUGAUCGUCACAAAAUCCAGUAGGUGGCUAAAAUUUGUUCCGUUAUAAAGAAAGUUUGCUCUAUUAUGAGGUGGUCCACCAUUCGCAGCAGUACUGCAGUCCUAGCAUUUGUAUAUUUAUAUUGUGUAACAACAUAAAGAAUCAAGAUUGCAUGUACAAGUGACUGUUCCCCUGUCUCUUGCUCUCUGUUAAUGUCUGGUGGAUAACGAGAGCAGAGGAAAAGAGAUGAGCUGAGCUUUAGCCCCCCACCGAGACCCAUGUGAAUUUUGUCCUUUAGGACUGUAGGCAUUCUGUUCUACGUUCUUGCUUGCCUUUUCUAAUGGUGAAAACCAGAGCUGUAACUGUUUUUAUCUGCCCCCUUUAACAGCUGAAGCCUGAAGCUGAUUAAUAAUUCGUAAGCAGACCACAAUGACCCGGAGUUAGAUGGGUGUAUGUUAAGAGCUGAAGAGAUGGCCUAAUUUGGUUGAUCUGUAAGCAGUUUCCCAAGUUAUCAAUCAUAGUCUUCCAAGGAGCUUCUCUGUUGCUUACGUUCUUCCCCAACCUUCCUACACAGAGUUUGUUGUUCAGACUCCACAGGCUGCCAUGGUUCAGAUUUCUCUACAGAGGAGCCUGUGCACAUCUCAAUGCUCCAUCUAUUAUCAACUGCAUCAUGUGGAUGGUGCAAGCAGAAGAUGGACUUCUUGUAGAUCCCAGUAUUCGGGCUUUUCUUUUAGUGCCAGAUCGCCUCUAAAUGUUCUCAAGACCAGCAGCAUUAUCAACUCCUCUGACCCAAAGAAUUUGUAUGGGAGUUCCCCUGCUUCGAGAAGUGGCGCCACCCGUCAUCUAUCUGGCACAAUAGGAGUAAUGGGAGCAUCUUCUGUUCUCUCUCUCAGAUUUUUAGAGAAGCUUGUGUAUUGGAGUACCCGAGAUGGAGAAGAGACACCUCCUUUUGUCAUCUCCAAUGAUCCGUUGGUCAAGAAAGAGUUAUUGUCGUCUGAAAGCUCCCAACUUCCUUCUGACUGUGAUACUGCACUUGGGAAGCUAAGGAAGAAGAGACUCGUCUUGGAGAAAUCUGGAGCAAGCUGCAUUGUAAUGCCAUGCCACUUCUUACAUGCCUGGCACGAUGAAGUUUCACAGGGUUGCUCAGUUCCUUUCCUCCAUGUUGGUGAUUCUGUUUUGAAGGAACUCAAAGCUGCAAGCUUUAAACCUGUUGAGUAUGGAAGUAAUGUUCGUAUAGGAAUUCUAGCUACCGAGAAUACCUUCACGACCAACUGUUAUCUUGAUAAGCUGGAGAGCCAGGGUUUUGAGGUAGUUCGUCCAGAUAGGGCUUCCAUGGAGCACGUGGUGUUACCAUCUUGCAGUGCAUUUAGAAAGGGGGACAUGGAAGGCGCGAGAAAUCUGUUGCAAAUAUCACUCCAGCUUCUACUUGUGCAGGCUGUGAAUACAAUAAUCCUUGCAUCUGAUGACUUCAUUGGUAUCUUGCCGGAUGAUGAUCCGCUGCUCAAGAAAUGUAUCGACCCUAUGGAUGCUUUGGUCAAGGAUACCAUUAUGUGCGCAAGAACAAUGAGACCAUGAUAUGCCUUCCAACUAUUCUGUUUCCUUGUAUAGUUUGACCGUGGUAAGCUGUUUGCACUUGAACCUUUAAGGUUGAGAGAAGAAUUCAUCAUGUCAUUAUCGUCAAUAAUUCAGUACAGUACAUGCAAUGCGAUCUACUUAUUCUUUGUUGCCAAGUCAAAGAAGAUGCUAGCUUCAUUUGUGAACUCAGAUUUUGUCAGUUUAUUCUUCUGCUGAGGCAUGGCUCCUCUAGAGGAAUUUUCAGAGAAGAAUCUAGAAAUUAAAAUAACUGAUGUGAUGGUUUGCUGGAUCAGAUUGUAGAUAGAGAAAAUGGCGACACUGUCGAAUAUAAACUGCGUGGAUGAAGCACCCUAGCUUUUCAUUUUCCAGAUAGGCAGCUGCAUGUUAUGAUGUUAUACAUGUGAAUUGAGAGGUGAAUAUCAGGGUAUUCAUCGCACAUAAUCAGAAAUGGUGCAGUUCCUUCAUGUUCUGCUGAAUAUCUUGCCACUGCUGCAUCAUUGCAAAUUCAUCUCUCAUAUUGCUCCUUGGAUCCCAGAGCAUGUAACAGCUCAUCAGUGACGAUACAUGCCGAGGAGUUGUAACAGUGAUGAUGCUACCAUUUGACCUGGGAAAGCUGUGUGGGCCUGCUACUUGUAUUCCAUAGAAUCUGGUUAUUGGUGUGGAAGAGCUAGGAGGGAAUGAAUGUUCUGUGCAGAUGUGGGAUUGUAAAAAGGUGCGCAUGAUGAGUGAGCAAAUGAUUCAGGCUGUCUGCACCAAGCAAGUGGAUGAAUGCUCUUUCUCUUUCCCAUGCAGGAACCGGAGACAAAAAGAAACAAGCAAAACACACACACACACACACCGGCA
Messenger RNA from Lolium perenne, 2689 nucleotides. RefSeq lists its product as uncharacterized. The record is from RefSeq and is a predicted model, not a curated record. Lineage: Eukaryota; Viridiplantae; Streptophyta; Magnoliopsida; Poales; Poaceae.